Coregonus clupeaformis (lake whitefish) is the source of this 4720-nucleotide messenger RNA. RefSeq names its product ribosome biogenesis protein BMS1 homolog. Gene Ontology annotation, molecular function: GTP binding; U3 snoRNA binding; GTPase activity. The record is from RefSeq and is a predicted model, not a curated record. The transcript is spliced from 24 exons. Lineage: Eukaryota; Metazoa; Chordata; Actinopteri; Salmoniformes; Salmonidae. Gene Ontology annotation, biological process: ribosome biogenesis; maturation of SSU-rRNA from tricistronic rRNA transcript (SSU-rRNA, 5.8S rRNA, LSU-rRNA); endonucleolytic cleavage of tricistronic rRNA transcript (SSU-rRNA, 5.8S rRNA, LSU-rRNA). The coding region runs from base 171 to 3965 and encodes 1264 amino acids. Gene Ontology annotation, cellular component: 90S preribosome; nucleus.
CUGGAAAUACAGAUGGCUGUCACUUCCGGAUUUGCAUUACACACGUGAGAAAGUUGGAAACACGUUUGUUUUGCAACUAUUGUAUUUAUCCAGAUGAAGUAAACAAAUGCACUUCAUUAACUGACUGGAAAUCAAGUCGUUGGAAGUAGCUAUCUCACAGAUAGGAGAAGAUGGAGGGGAAGGAGCCAAAGAAGGAACAGAAGCGGCACCAGCAGAAGCACAGCGGGCCCAAGGCAGAGAGGAAGAAGAGCAGGAAGCAGCUGGGAACCCCAGCCGGAGAUGACGAACGCAAGAGGAACCCCAAAGCGUUUGCUGUCCAGUCAGCAGUGCGCAUGGCCAAAACCUUCCACAGAGCCCAGGACCUAAAGGCCAAGAAACAUCACAUACCCCUGGUGGACCGCACCCCUCUGGAGCCUCCCCCGAUAGUGGUGGUGGUGGUAGGACCCCCCAAGGUGGGCAAGAGCACCCUCAUCCGCUGCCUGAUCAAAAACUUCACGCGGCAGAAACUAGGGGACAUUUGCGGGCCUGUGACCAUAGUCUCUGGAAAGAAGAGACGUCUUACCUUUGUCGAGUGUAGCAAUGACAUCAAUACAAUGAUUGACUUGGCAAAGGUUGCUGACCUGGUGCUGAUGCUCAUUGACGCCAGCUUCGGCUUUGAGAUGGAGACCUUUGAGUUUCUCAACAUCUGCCAGGUGCACGGCUUCCCGCGCAUCAUGGGCGUGCUCACCCACCUGGACUCGUUCCGCAAUAACAAGGCCCUGCGCAAGACCAAGAAGCGGCUCAAACACCGCUUCUGGACCGAGGUCUACCAGGGUGCCAAACUCUUCUACCUGUCCGGUAUGGUGUACGGAGAGUACCAGAUCCAGGAGGUCAAGAACCUGGGCCGCUUCAUCUCGGUCAUGAAGUUCCGCCCGCUGGUGUGGCAGCAAUCUCAUCCCUACGUCGUGGCCGACCGCAUGGAGGAUUUGACGGACCCCGAGAUGGUGAGGGUGGACCCCAAGUGUGAUCGUACUGUAUCUCUCUAUGGCUACCUGAGGGGGACAUACUUGAAGAAUAAAGGCCAGGUCCAUAUCCCUGGUGUGGGGGACUUUGCGGUGGCAGACGUCAGCUUCCUGCCAGACCCCUGCGGUCUGCCUGAGGCGCAGAAGAAGAGGGCGCUGAACGAGAAGGAGCGGCUGCUCUACGCUCCCAUGGCGGGGGUCGGGGGGGUCGUGUACGAUAAGGACGCAGUCUACAUCGACCUGCCUGGCGGCCACGUCAAUCAGGAACAGGAGGAGGUCCGUCCCACCACAGAGUUGGUCCAAUCCCUCAUCGGUACACACACCACCCUGGAUGUCAAGAUGGCCGCCAGCAAAGUGUCACUGUUCACAGGGACGGCCGCCCUGACCCCCGGGGAAGUGGAGGAGGAGGAAGAGGAGGAGGAUGAGGAGAACGGGCUGACGUCAGGUCCACAGGAGAGCCGAGUCUGGGACCCUGAGACACAGAGAGAGCGGAGGAAGGCUGUCUUCACUGAAGAGGAAGAUGAUGAUGAUGAUGAUGACAGCGAGGGUAGCAGUGAAGAAGAGGGGGAUGAGGAAGAAGAGUCUGAAGAAGAGGAUGAGGAAGAUGAUGAGGGGGGAAACAAAAGAGAAGAAGAAGAAACAGUUUUGAAGAAAGAGGCAAAGGACAACACUGAACCAAAAGAGAAUCAAGGAAUAAAGACCGCCCCUCCGGUGAAGAGACAGAAGAUGGAGGAAAGGAAAGCAGAGAAGGAGCCAGUGGUGGAGGUACCUGCCUUUGCAGACAGUGAGGAUGAGCUGGAAAUGAGUGAGGAGGAGGGAGAAGGGGUGAAGGGAGAGCAGGAGAGUGAAGGAGAGGAGAGUGAUUCUGAGGGGGAAGAAGAUGAAGAUGGUGAUGUCAAACCAAGAGACUCGGGUCAUUGCUCGGAGGAAGAGGAGGAUGCGAGUGAUUCAAUGGAAGAGGAUGACUGUGAAACCAAGGUCUCGGGCAAAGAAAGCAAGAAGUCGAAUGCCACCUCCAAAAUGGAAGAUGAGGAGAUGGAGGGAGGAGAGCUGUGCUAUGAAAGUGCAGGGGCACUGCGGUGGAAGGAGGGUCUGCAACAGAAAGCAUCGGAGGCGUUUCUACGGCAACAGCGCGCCGCCCCCAAUCUACGUAAACUGGUGUACGGCACAGUGGCGGAGGUUGAUGGUGAUGGGGAGGAGGAUGAGGAGGAGCUGGGAGGGCUGUUUCGAGUCAGCCGCCCCGAGAAGGGCAAGAAGCAUCGUGUGGACGGCGUGGACUGCUCCCGUUUUGACCCCGAUGCCGCUCACAACUGGGACCUGGAAGAGAUGCUGGACUCGAUACGGGACUGUUUUGUGACAGGGAAAUGGGAGGACGAUCAAGAUGCUGCUACAUUGCUGAAGGAGGAUGAGGAGCUAUAUGGCGACUUUGAGGACUUGGAGACGGGGGAAGUGCACAAGGGGAAAGCUGGCAAGCAGAAGGACCAAGCCAAGGAAGAAAGUGAUGAUGAUGAGGAAGAUGAUGAUGAGGAGGAGAAGCCGAUGAAGGUGGACGACGAGACCCAGAAGAACAAGCGUCUGGAGAAGAAACGGCGGCUGAAGGAGCGCUUCGACACGGAGUACGACGACGGAGACGCCACCUACUUUGACGACCUCAAGGAGGAGAUGCAGAAACAGGCAGAGCUGAACCGGGCUGAGUUUGAGGACGUGGAUGACGAGACACGGGUCCAGUACGAGGGCUUCCGGCCUGGCAUGUAUGUGCGUCUGGAGAUCCCCUCCCUGCCCUGCGAGUUUGUCACCAACUUUGAUCCCCACUAUCCCAUCAUCCUCGGGGCUCUAGGCGCCAGCGAGGGCAACGUAGGCUACCUGCAGAUGCGGUUAAAGAAACAUCGAUGGCACAACCGGAUCCUGAAGACGCGCGACCCCCUCAUCCUGUCCCUGGGCUGGCGUCGCUUCCAGACCAUCCCCCUGUACCACAUCGAGGACCACAACGGGCGCCACCGCCUGCUCAAGUACACACCGCAGCACAUGCACUGUGGCGCCACCAUCUGGGGUCCCAUCACACCUCAGGGCACAGGCUUCCUGGCUGUGCAGUCAGUCGCAGGAACUAAGACCAGUUUCCGCAUCGCAGCUACAGGAGUUGUCCUUGACCUGGACAAAUCUGUGACCAUAGUCAAAAAGCUCAAGCUGAUUGGCUACCCAUACAAGAUCUACAAGAACACAUCCUUCAUCAAGGGGAUGUUCAACACCGUGCUGGAGGUUGCGAAAUUCGAGGGGGCUUCCAUCCGAACAGUCAGCGGGGUCAGAGGUCAAAUUAAGAAGGCCCUGUCGACGCCGGCGGGAGCCUACAGAGCCACGUUCGAAGACAGGCUGCUGAUGAGUGAUAUUGCUUACCUGUGCUCCUGGUAUAUGUUAUUUAGGGCUGUCCCCGCGACUUACAAUCCCCAAAUGGGCACAUUAAUAUGCCUACAUUUGCCAGCGGGCCAGAAGGACAGCUGGUCGGGCAUGAGGACGGUGGGCCAGCUCAAACACGACCUGGGGAUCCGCAACAAGCCCAACACAGACUCACUGUACAAGCCGGUGGUGCGAGCGCAGCGCCACUUCAACAAGCUGCACAUCCCCAGGCAGCUGCAGAAGGCAUUGCCCUUCAAGAGCAAGCCCAAACAAGACCAGCCCAAGGGCAAGACGCCCAAGGACCUCCAGAGGCCCGCUGUCAUACGGGAGCCCCAUGAGAGGAAGGUGGCGGCGCUGCUCAACGCACUGAGCACGGUGCACAACUACAAGAGCAAGAAAGCGCACACGGCGCAGCAUGCCAAGCACAAGGACUUCCUGCGGCAACGGGACAAGGCGGAGGAGGACAAGCUCAAGAGGCAGAAGGAGGCGAAGAAGAAGCUUUACCGUAUGAUGGGCCAGAAGGAGAAGAAGAGGCAGAGGUCCAGUCUGAAAGGGGCGCCGCAGGAUGACUGAUUUUAUGUCAAUAUGACUCUCUUAAAGGCCAGUGUAAUAACUUUAAGGCCUACCAAUGGAAUGGAAUAAUCCCCUGUUUAAGCAUAACCUGUUGGUCUGCAGUGGAGUAGGGUGAAAUUGCCCCUAGACACUAAUCUUGGGUCAGUUUUAGCAUUUUCCCCGCUAAUGGUUAAAGGGAUACUUCGGGAUUUUGGCAAUGAAGCCCUUUGUCUACUUCCCAGAGUCAAAUGAACUCAUUCAUGGAUAUCAUUUUUAUGUCUCUGCAUCCAGUAUGAAGGAAGGAUUGGGGGAGGGGAAGCUGAGCCUAGAUCUGUACCUAGGGGAAUCUUCACCCAGAGCGUCUGCAGUACUGGGGUAGGAGACAGUGGAAAUGCAAGGAAUGGAUGAACAUCCUUGAGCUUCUGUAGCCUGGUUGUGUAAUGUGCAACCCCAGUUAUUGACACCUCAUUUUGAUUGAGAGUGGUUCCAUAGAGGAACUAGAAAGAACUGUAUAUUGGUCAUGUCUUGACCACUUGUCUAGCUUCAAUCUUGUGUUGUAAUAAAAAAUAACAGAUAUUACAAAAAUAUGUUGUGAGUGCCUUGAAACUCUAAAAGAGCAUAAAAGUAAAGUAAGUGUAAUUCUAUAAUAUAUUUUGAUCGAAUAGAAGUUUCGUAAUGGCUAGGUUGUUACAAAUGCACUAAGUGGACGCAAAUGGCAUUUCAGUGACUUUGAAGUUGUGCCUGUUGUCAGAGAUCGAGAACUCAUCAUGGAUAUA